This is a messenger RNA of Galeopterus variegatus (Sunda flying lemur), 2441 nucleotides long. RefSeq names its product family with sequence similarity 161, member B (gene FAM161B). The record is from RefSeq and is a predicted model, not a curated record. The transcript has 9 exons. Gene Ontology annotation, biological process: cilium organization. Gene Ontology annotation, cellular component: cilium. NCBI's taxonomy places the organism in Eukaryota, Metazoa, Chordata, Mammalia, Dermoptera, Cynocephalidae.
UCUGGCUCUGCCUAGCUGAGAAGAUGACCGUGGGGAGGCUUGCGGGAGCCUCCGGCGGCGCGGAGCGGAACCGUCAGAUAUUUCCCCCCAAAUCCUCCUCAGACACAGAAGCAGAAGAGGAGCUGUCUGGGGAUGGGCUGGUUUUGCCCAGGGCUGGCAAACUGGAUGAGUUCCUCAGCCCAGAGGAGGAGACAAAUUCUACUUCUGAUUCUACUGGGAGCUUUUACGAGACCCUACAGGUACUAAAGCAAAAAGGCAGAUGGUGUCUGUUGGAGUCUCUCUUUCAGUCUGACCCAGACAGUGAUAAGGACCUGUCUGAAGAUGAUGAGGAUCUGGAGAGUUUCUUCCAAGACAGGGGCAGGGGGAAGCCACAGGUCCAGUACCCUCGGUCUCUGAGGUGUGGCUCCAUGAGGCACUGCAGCUCCCUGAGCAACCUUCCCUCCAACAUUUCCAGAGCUCAGUCCCAGCCCCCCUUAGGCUCCAGGCCUCCCUCUCAGCACAGAAGUGUCAGCUCCUGGGCAUCAUCCAUCACCGUCCCACAGCCAUUCCGCAUGACACUGCGUGAGGCCCGGAAGAAGGCCCAGUGGCUGGCCUCACCUGCCUCCUUUGAGCAAGAGAGGCAGCAGGCCCAGAGGCAGGGCCAGGAGGAGGCCGAGUGUCACCGGCAGUUCCGGGCACAGCCUGUGCCUGCACACGUCUACCUCCCUCUCUAUCAGGAGAUUGUGGAGCGGAGCGAGGCCCGGAGGCAGGCAGGGAUCCAGAAGAGGAAGGAACUGCUCCUCUCUUCCUUGAAGCCCUUCAGCUUCCUGGAGAAGGAGCAGCAGAGAAAGGAAGCUGCUCGACAGAAAGACUUGGCUUCCACAACUAAGGCCAAGGUCCCCAAGAAGAAGGCCACCAAAAGGAUCCCCAAGUCUAUUCUGGAGCCAGCCAUGGGAGAUAAACUCCAGGAAGCUGAGCUCUUCAGGAAAAUUCGUAUCCAGAUGAGGGCCCUGGACAUGCUCCAGGUGGCCUCCUCCCCUAUCAACUCCUCUAAUAGCCGGGCUGACCCACAGCCCCGCACAGCCACCCGAACCCAGGAGGAAAAGCUUGGGUUUCUGCAGGCUGACUUUGGAUUCCGGCCUCUGGUGAAUCCUGUCGUCCCUGACUAUGAGGGUCUUUACAAGACCUUCCAGAGAAGAGCUGCCAAAAGACGGGAAACUCGAGAGGCAACUCGCAACAAGCCCUUCUUGCUGAGGACUGCCAACCUGCAUCACACCGAGCGGCACUGUGCUGUUGCCACCUCUGGGGAGAGGAGGAAUUCUCCACAGCCACCAGCUACACCCCUGCCAAGGAGUCGUUCUCUGAAUGGUCUCGCUUCCCUCUCUGUCAACACCCUCCCUGUGCACAUCACCGAUGCAACCAGAAAGAGGGAAUCUGCAGUCAGAAAUUCACUUGAAAAAAGGGAGAAAGCAGAUGAGACUCCUCAGUGGUUGGAGGUGCACAAAAAGAAGUGUCAAGAGAUGUCUAAAUCGGUGACCUUGCGUGCAAAAGCCAUGGAUCCCCAUAAAAGCCUGGAGGAGGUGUUCAAAACAAAGUUGAAAGAGAACCGGAACAAUGACCGUAAAAGAGCCAAAGAGUAUAAGAAAGAAUUGGAGGAAAUGAGGAAGAGAAUACAAACAAGGCCCUAUCUCUUCGAACAAGUUACUAAGGAUCUUGCCAGGAAAGAAGCAGAACAACGAUAUCGAGACACCCUGAAGCAGGCUGGGCUGGAGGAAGACUUUGUGAGGAACAAGGGUCAAGGAACCCAGGCUGUACAGUGCAAGUAAGCUAAAGUCAAGGAUUGUCCCAGCAUCUGUGAAACUACGCAACUCGGCAUCAGGGAUCCACAGCAGGACUUAGAAGAAUCUCCAGAACAGCCUACAAAUCCCAAGAAGGAACUGGAGGAUCUGUCUUAUGAAUCACUGGACAAUCUCAAAUCACUUGCUCAAUCAGUACACAAAAGUAAUGCUAUUGAACAAUGUUAAGCAGCUAACUUGGGGAUGAGUCAAGGCAGGCAAAAGUUGGGUUUUGAGUCAUGGUUACUGUUAGAGAACGGGGAAAAGAGCAGCAGCAGAUAACAUGGAAUGGUUCUAGGAAAUCACAGAGGAGGGAUCAUAGCCUAAACCUAAGGGUUCUUGCUUUGUGCCUAACAUUUAGAGUACAGGUAUAGAACAAAGAGCACAAGCCCAAAUGCCUAUAGGGGCUGUCAGGAAACAUAAAUGAGUCAAAUGGGGAAGGUGUAAAAUAGGAGAAAGUAGAAACUGGAGAGUACAAAACCCUGCUGCAAUACAGGCCCAGAAUUGCCAUAUCAACCACAUUUUCAUCAGAAACCAGAAAUUUGCAUGUUGGCAACUAAUUUAAAAUUUAGAAAUAUUGUAGUUGAAAUAAAAACAUGUAUAUAUCAGAUUUAGCCCAUGAGAGAU